AUGAUCUCAACUUUAGCACCCCUCAUCUGUCAAGCAUUGGCAGCCCCCCGGAGCUACCCCAGACCCGGAUUGCCACUGCUUCAGUUAGCCGAUUGGGAUUCCGACGUCGCCUACGACGAGUCUCCUCCUACCUGUAUUCACUACUCAAUCGAGUGGAAGCUGCAGCUGCGUAAGGGAAGGCUCACCAAACUCACAAAUGAUACGGAACGAGAUCUUGUCCUGGCGCCCGGCGCAUUUUGGGACAGGACUCUCGAGUCCAAGGUAGAGGAGCUUUUAAGAAAGAAAACCCCGCAAGGUAAAUGCUACCUGCCAGAGGAAACGAACGUUAUUGUGUCCGUCACCGACCGCAGCGAACGGGAUCUCACGAAGCGAUUCGACGACUUCAACAUUGAUUGGCGACUGGUGGAAGGCCAACUGAGCGAUUGGGGCCAUCUGUUUCGGAUGGGUAAAAAGCUGAGGAUUGACAUGUCCUUCAUUUGUAAAGAAGAGACCCAGCAAGGCUCCGCGACGGUGCUACAGGGUAACCGAGGCAGCGCAACAUCCCGGCAGCUGGUUGAACGGGAUCAGCUGCUGGAGACGCAAGAGGCAGAGGGUCGGCCUCGCGUCUGGAAUGACGUGUACAAUCUCAUGCGAUGUAAAAAGGACUCAUGUCCAGGCAGCUACUGCUUCAUCGGCGAGCAGAGAAGACAUAUUGUGCUAAACACAAACAUUUUGACCAAGAUGGUGCAGUACGCCGAAGAAGGCAACGUGCUGGAAACCCACAGAGAUGUCCCAGCCUACAUCCUCGACAUGAUCUAUGAGAAGGACACGGAGGACUCUGAACGGAGGCAGAAACGGAAGGCGCCCGGUUUGGAGAGCGAUCGCCCAAUCAAGAUCGUGAAUAUCUUGCCCUCGCCCUACGGUCAGCCAAAUGCAGAAGGGUGCACUCCGCCGGCGUCAAGCUUUCCGCAUGUUUCGCCUUCUGCAUUUCACUUAACAGAUCUGGUCAUUCCAACACCAAUUGACAAAUCUAUAGACAUUUACACUGAAUGGAACUGUGACCAGGUCGAUGACGAAAACUGGAAAGAUGGCUUUCGCAGGGCGGGAAGCAUCACGAAACAUGACUGUCUCGAUUUAAGACACGUAUACCAGGACCAGGAUGUCGCGUACUACGUCGACAAGGGUGUGAAGCCUGGCAUUGCUAGAUCGUGGGUGCAGGGCAUCAAGGCUUGGGCCGACGAGCAGUGA
Fusarium falciforme is the source of this 1227-nucleotide messenger RNA. RefSeq lists its product as hypothetical. NCBI's taxonomy places the organism in Eukaryota, Fungi, Ascomycota, Sordariomycetes, Hypocreales, Nectriaceae. The transcript has a single exon. The record is from RefSeq and is a predicted model, not a curated record. Bases 1 to 1227 code for a protein of 408 amino acids.